AUGCCCAGCUCCAAGACCGAUACUGCAAUCCGUUACCCCGAGAGUAACAACCAAAAGCGUCGGUUAAGGAACGUCACUCAGGACCGCAAAGCUGUCGACCGUAUGCAGCGCGAGGCCGGUUCCCAACAGAGAAGACGCGAGGACGCGACAUCCUGGGGUGUCGAGCAGACCAUGGCGACUUCCAUGAACCAGGAGGGAAACCCACAGCCUGAUCCUUCUGCGUUCUCGGACGGCUGGAAGGCCCGCAAGUCGGGGGCCACCAAUUCCAACGAUGUGGAUCUAUACAAUGCUAUGCAUGAGGACUUUGAUUAA
Molecule: messenger RNA, 312 nt
Organism: Monascus purpureus
Lineage: Eukaryota; Fungi; Ascomycota; Eurotiomycetes; Eurotiales; Aspergillaceae
Source: the annotation of a GenBank genome assembly